Paramecium tetraurelia is the source of this 1314-nucleotide messenger RNA. RefSeq lists its product as uncharacterized. Lineage: Eukaryota; Ciliophora; Oligohymenophorea; Peniculida; Parameciidae. Gene Ontology annotation, molecular function: aspartic-type endopeptidase activity. The transcript has 5 exons. The record is from RefSeq and is a predicted model, not a curated record. Gene Ontology annotation, biological process: proteolysis.
AUGAACAUAUUCCUAUACUCCCUUCUGAUUGUCCUUGUCUUCUGUGGACAAGAGCAAGGUACCUUCCUACAAGACCAAAGUACUACAUCACAAGAGAAUAAACUCUAUACAAUAAAGUUAAAGGAAACUCACACGAUCGUCUCAGCAAAGGAAAUGUACGACUUUUUAACCACCAAAUAAACCUACUUCAGAUAAUAGACCCCAAUUGAUAUUUAGGAAAUCGAAUUUGGAGGUUACGUACCAAAACCAUAAUAAACUACAGAGAAGAGAUAGGCAGAUCUUAAAUUACAUAAUUUCAAGAAUACUUAAUUUACUGGACCAAUCACUGUUGGUGAUCAAGAAUUCUAGGUUAUCUUUGAUACUGGAUCUGCCAAUUUCUGGAUUGAUUCUGUGAAAUGCAAAAAUGAAGGAUGCAAAUAACAUACACAAUACAAACCAAGUUUUAGAUCCAAACAUCUUGGAUAUGCCUUGAAUGUCCAAUUCGGUACUGGAGAUUUGAAUGGAGAGGUGAAUUCAGACGUUGUCAAAUUAGGAGAAAUAGAAGUUGAAGAUCAAAACAUUGCAGAAAUAGUUGAAGAAAAUGGUGCUGUGUUCUAAAAUUCGGGGUUCGAUGGCAUUGUUGGUCUAGCAUAUCCUUCCAUGGCUGCUUAUGAUUUGAAUCCCUUGUUCGAUAACAUUAUGAAAUAAAAGAAAUUGCAAUCCAAUCAAUUCUCAUUCUACAUGAGUAACAAAGUUAAUAGCUACGAAUCAUAACUUACUUUCGGAGGCUAUGACGUUACUAAACUGGAUGGUCCAGUUCAUUAUCAUCCUGUGAUUGAUAAAUACUAUUGGAUGAUCAAAGCUGAGAACAUUCUGGUCAAUGGCCAAGAUUAAGGAUUCUGCCCCAAAGGUUGCAAGGUUGUUGCUGAUACUGGUACUUCCUUAAUUACUGGUCCAUAUGAUGACCUAAUGAAAUUGCUAGAUCUUACCAAUAUCGACGAUAACUGCUCUAAUCUGAAGGAAUUACCUACUCUCACAUUCAGAAUUGAUGGAGUCAACUAUGAUCUUGAAGCUAAAGAUUACAUUAUGGAUAAUGAGGUGUCAGCCUCUGCCUUCAUUGAAGGAUCUGCUAAACAAUGCAUUGGCGCAUUUAUGCCUUUAGACAUUCCAGAUCCUCAGGGUCCAGCUUGGAUUCUAGGAGAUAUCUUCCUAACAAAAUACUUGAGCAUUUAUGACAGAGACGUUAACAUGGUGGGAUUUGGAAAGGCUAAACAUUGACAAAUUAAAAUGAAUCUAUUUUUAAAUGUAACCAUAUAAUAAUAUAAUUUUCAUAAA